Messenger RNA from Dentiscutata erythropus, 177 nucleotides. Lineage: Eukaryota; Fungi; Glomeromycota; Glomeromycetes; Diversisporales; Gigasporaceae. The record is from the annotation of a GenBank genome assembly.
CAGAUUUAGAAAAUGGUGUUCUUCAAACUGAAACACAUACACCAAAUGAUGCUACAAUUGAAACUGAACCAGGUGCUAAUUUUAUAGCAUCAGAUGAAGAAGCUUGCCGCACAGAAGAUAAUAUGGUUGAUGAUGUACUUGCUGAUACUGAGCCAGAAUCACUUUUCCUAUUUCGAC